AUGAACGGUUACUGUGGAACCGAUUUCUGCGUCCUUACCACGAAGUACAACUGUUUUGUCGCUACCUUUUUGAAAGAAAAGGCGAACAUAAGAUCGGCUCAGGCCUUGACAUCCCCGCGACUUGAACAAAUACUUGAGGUUCCAGAAGAAGAGAUCGACAGCGAAGUUGGUCGUGUAAAUGAAGGCGUGGCUGCGCUAAAAGAACGCCAGGAAGCUGCCAUCCAAUUGGCGCCAGAAGAGCAAGCAGCAUCAGAAACCAAAAUACCGAGCGUCAUACAUCCACACCCCGUGCAAGCAGCGACGCAGGAAGAAGUGCAGCGAGAUGUGCGGGAGGCUGAAGCGGAAGUGCGCCAAGUGGAGGGCCAGAAGCAAGCGGAAACGGAGAUAGAGAUCGACGAGGAGAUGCAGCAGCUGCUGGAAGAGCAUCAGCACGUCCGUGCUGCGGCUGCUGCAGCUUCUGCAGCACAAGAAGUAGCAGCAGAAGAAGCAGCCAGCGCAUCCGAAGCAGAACAGGAGGUCUGGGAGACGACCUCUGCAACAGCUCCCCAUCUGAGUUUGCCCGGCGAAGGCCAUGGGGCGCCUGUAGCAGCAGAGACAGCACCCGCACCUGCAAGGGCCCCUGAGCAUGGCAGUAGCACUAUGCCAGCUGCGGAAGCAGCAUCAGGCGCAGAGGCAGCAACAACGCAAACAGAAGGCGAGGAUGGGGAAGAGGAAGAAUACGGCAGUGAUACAACAACAGAGGACGGCGGCGUACAUGAAAUCUGUGAACGUCCAAGUUUGUCAUUGUUGAAACAAAUACUUUGCGUGUUUGUACCCCUUGAAAUGUUACGGGACCUCAGCCACUGCUUGGUGUGCACAACCCUCAGGAGCACGAAUGAUUGA
Messenger RNA from Eimeria acervulina, 882 nucleotides. RefSeq lists its product as hypothetical. NCBI's taxonomy places the organism in Eukaryota, Apicomplexa, Conoidasida, Eucoccidiorida, Eimeriidae. The transcript is spliced from 5 exons. The record is from RefSeq and is a predicted model, not a curated record. Bases 1 to 882 code for a protein of 293 amino acids.